GAUAAACAAGCAGCCAGCCAUCGCAUAAGGCAGCAGGAACAUGGCGGCGGCACAGUUAGCUAUAAUGCUGUUUCACCAAUCCGAAGGUCAGAGCCGGACAUAACGUACAGGAUUUAAAAGGAACCAAACUACUAGAUGUGGGUGAUGCCAAGGAGUUUCCAGUUGUUUCCCUCGCGCAGAGAUGCCCUGAGGUUGUAUUUGGACUGAUGCCGAGUCGCUGAUAUGCAUUGAAGAUGAGUGGCGUAGGAGAUAACUCUUCGGACUCUGGCCGGACAGAGGCUCAGAAACGAAAAGAAUGUUCCUCAGAGCUACUGGGCCCAAGUACCAAACGAAGCACUGAAAAGCGCAACCGGGAGCACGAGAAUAAAUACAUCGAAGAGCUCGCCGAGCUGAUCUUCGCCAACAUCAACGACAUUGACAACUUCAAUGUCAAGCCUGACAAAUGUGCAAUCUUGAAAGAAACUGUGAAGCAGAUUCGUCAAAUAAAGGAGCAAGAAAAAGCUGCCACAGCCAAUGAAGAGGAGGUGCAGAAGGCAGAUGUGUCGUCGACAGGCCAAAGUGUUAUUGACAAAGAUGCCCUCGGACCCAUGAUGCUUGAGGCCCUGGAUGGCUUCUUCUUCGUGGUGAACAUGGAGGGCAACAUCGUGUUUGUGUCGGAGAACGUGACUCAGUACCUGCGUUACAACCAGGAGGAGCUGAUGAACACCAGCGUCUACAGCAUCCUGCAUGUGGGCGACCACGCCGAGUUCAUCAAGAACCUGCUGCCCAAGUCCCUGGUGAACGGGGCUCCGUGGUCGGGCGAGAACCCGAGGCGGAACAGCCACACGUUUAACUGCCGCAUGCUGGUGAACCCUCACAGCGAGCCGGAGGACGAGCAGCAGGAGCAGGAGGCCCAGCAGAAGUACGAGACCAUGCAGUGCUUCGCCGUGUCCGAGCCCAAGUCCAUCAAGGAGGAGGGAGAGGACUUCCAGUCGUGUCUGAUCUGUGUGGCGAGGCGGGUUCCCAUGAAGGAGAGGCCCAUGAUGUCUGCACACGAGAGCUUUACCACCCGCCAGGAUCUCCAAGGUAAGAUCACGUCCCUAGACACCAGCUCGUUGCGGGCCUCCAUGAAGCCUGGCUGGGAGGACCUGGUGCGGCGGUGCAUCCAGCGGUUCCACCUGCAGAACGACGGCGAGAUGUCUUUCGCCAAACGCCACCAGCAAGAGGUGUUGAGGCAUGGCCAGGCGUUCAGCCCCAUCUACCGCUUCUCCCUGGCAGAUGGCACCAUCGUGUCGGCACACACCAAAAGCAAGCUGGUGCGCUCCGCCACCAACGAGCCCCAGCUCUACAUGUCUCUGCACAUCCUGCAGAGAGAGCAGCCGGUAUGUGGCAUGUCCCAGGAGAUGGGCGCUGGCCAGGGGAUGGGCAAAGCCCUGAACCCCAGCUCCGCCAUGCCCAGCCUGGGCGGCAUGACCCCGGGCUCGCAAGGCCAGGACACCACGGUCAGCAGUAACUCCUCCACCUCCUCAAGCUCUGGCUUCUCUGCUCAGGGGGGCCCCAAGGAGCCAGGGGCCUCCCCCAUGGGCCCCUCGCCGGGCUACCGUUUCAACUGCCCGGGAGCCGGGGCAGGCCAGGGCACCUAUGGGCCGCUGAAGAUGAACAGCCCCUCGCAGAGCAGCCCGAGCGUGCUGUCGCCGCGGCAACGGGGCAGCCCGGGCGCGGCCGGUUCGCCGCGGCUACCCCCGCCACAGUUCUCCCCGGCGGCGUCUGGCGGCGGCAACAGCAGUCUGCACUCGCCGGCGCCGGGCCACGGCUACAGCAACUCGCUGCAGCAGCUGCAGGCGCUGAGCGAGGGCCACGUGGUCAGCCUGGGCGGCAGUGGCCUCGGCUCGCCCGACCGCAAGACCAUUGGCUCGCCGGCCUCCGGCGUGCUCACCACGCACAUGCUCAACAAGAUGCCCGCCGGAGCAGGAGCAGGAGGAGCAGGGGCGGACGGGUUCGGAUCCGACCCAAAUCAGCAGAAUCAAAACCAGGCCAUGGAUCCUAGCCGCACCCCAGGGCACCAAGCUGAGGACUGCUCGGACCCCAAGGACGAGAAGGACCCCAGCCUAGGUGGGUUCGGCGGGCCUGGGCAGGGCGAUUCGGCCUCGGACCCUCAGAGUCGCCUUCACGACAGCAAGGGCCACACCAAGCUCCUGCAGCUGCUCACCACCAAGACGGAGCCCAUCGAGCCGCCCUCCCCGCCCAUGUCCGGAGACCCCUCCUGCAAGGACCCCUCGUCCGGGGGCACCAUGGGGCUCGGCCUGGGCAUGGGAGGCCCUGGGCCCGCAGGGGGCCACAGCACCUCCCUGAAGGAGAAGCACAAGAUCCUCCACCGGCUGCUCCAGCACAGCACCACGCCCGUGGACCUGGCCAAGCUGACCGCCGAGGCCACGGGCAAGGAGCCGGGCGCGGAUGGCGCCGGGGCAGGGGGCAACGGCAGCGCCGGCGUCGGAGGACUCGGGGAACUGAACCCCAAACAAGAGCCCAUCAGCCCCAAGAAGAAGGACAACGCGCUGCUGCGCUACCUGCUCGACAAGGACGACAACACCAAGAUCAAGGUGGAGCCGGGCGGGGAGAUCAAGCUGGAACCCGCCGGCAAGAUGCCCAUGGUGAAGACCGAGAAGACCGAGAUGGGCUACGAGAGAGCUGAACCGUCGAGUGAGCUGGAUGACAUCCUGGAUGACCUGCAGAACAGCCAGUUCGGCGAGAACCGGCCCGGCUCGGUGCCGGCCACCAUGGACAAGCAGUCCAUCAUCAACGACAUCCUGCAGAUGAGCCAGGACGCCGGCGCCGCCAUGGGCCCCAACCAGCAGCCCAAGGCCUUCCCCCCCAUGGGACCAGCCAACUUUGGUGGCCCCAGGCCGGGUCAGGGAGGGAGAGCUCCCCCAGCCAGAAGCAUGUCCCUAGACAUGACCAUGGCUGCCAAGGCCUCCCCCGGUCAGUUCCCCCUCAUGAGGAACAGCAGCCCAUACAUGAUGCAGCAGCAGCAGCAGCAGCAGCAGCAGCAGCAAGGCAUAAUGGGAAAUCACAGGGUCAUGGUCAACCCAGGAGUGAUGGGGGCCAACAGUCCCCGUGGGGCCGGCCUGCAACAGGAGGCCUGGGGCCCCCAUGGCCCUGCGGUCAGCAGCUCGGCCCCGACCCCCGCCUCCGUGGCCCAGGGCCUCCAGCAGGGGGCGCUGCACGGUCGCAUGGUGGCCAACGCGGCGGGCCCCGGGGGGCCCAUGAGGCCCAACAGCCAGCCGGGACCCAGACAGAUGCUGCAGCAGCCCCAGAUGAUGCCCGGGGGACAAGCAAACAUGGAUAUGGGCAUGGUGGCGCACCAAUUCUCCCAGCAGCAGGUGCCACCCAAUCAGACGGCCCCCUGGCCAGACAGCAUGCUGCCCAUAGACCAGGUGCCCUUUGCCAACCAGAACAGGUCGGUGUACGGUGCCCAGGAGGAUGUGCUGUGUGCGCCCCCUAGUGAUGGCCCCACUGACGAGGGGGCCCUGCUCAGUCAGCUCUACAGUGUGCUCAAGGACGCCGACUGCCUGGACGAGAUCGACAAGGCCCUCGGCAUCCCCGCACUGGUGGGACAGAGUCAGCCUCUGGAACAGGAGCAGUUCCCUGGUCAGGACCCGAGCCUGCUGCUGGACCAGAAGCUGCCGGUCUACCCUCCCCAGCAGUACGGCCCUCCCCCCGGCCACAUGGCUCAGGGCGGCUACGGGCCGCUGCAGGACCCCGCGGCGGCCGGCUUCCACGGCAUGCCGGUGCAGAUGGGUCAGCGGCCCGGCUACCCUAUCCAGCUACGCAUGCAGCGGCCGGGGCUGAGGCCGCCCGGCGUCGUGCCCAACCAGCCCAUACGCCUGCAGCUGCAGCACCGACUACAGGCCCAGCAGAAUCGUCAACCAGUGCUGAGCCAAAUGGCAGGAGUGCCGAACAUGAACCUACCUCUCAGACCCAAUGUACCCAAUCAGGGGACCAUCAACGCUCAGAUGUUGGCCCAGCGGCAGCGUGAGCUGCUGAGUAACCACCUGCGCCAACGGCAACAGCAAGUCCAGCAGCAGCAGCAGCAGCAGGCCCAACAACAACAACAACAACAACAACAACAGCAGCAGCAGCAGCAGCAACAGCAACAGCAGCGUCUAGCCAUGAGAGCCCAGGGCCUCAACCUGCCCCCCAACAUGGCCGCUGCCGCCGCCGCCGCUGGCCUGCCCGGGGCCCUGGGCAACGCGCGGAUGCCCCAGGCCAGCCCCCAGCAGUUCCCCUACCCGCCCAGCUACGGUAUGAGUCAGCAGCCUGAUGGUGGUUUCGGAGGAGCCACCACCCCCCAGAGCCCCCUCAUGUCGCCCCGCAUGGGCCACGCUCAGAGUCCCAUGAUUCAACAGCCCCAGGGCAACGCCAGCUUCCAGUCUUCACCAGACAUGAACGGCUGGCCACAGGGCAACAUGACAGGCAACAACAUGUUCCCCCAGCAGUCUCCACCGCAGUUCGGCCAGCAGUCCAACGGCAACAUGUACAACGGUAACGGCAUGAACCUCAACGUCUCUAUGGCAACCAACGCCGGCAGCAUGGGCCAGAUAAGCAGCCAGAUGAACGUCACGUCCAUGGCCUCCGAACAGAAAUACUGUUGACCUCAGCGAUGGCAGAUGUCCCUAUGGUGCCCCGUGGCACCACCCUCUCCCCCUCCGGACAGAAUCCCCAACCAGGCAGCCAGCCAGCGAGCCAGCCAGCCAACCCUCUCCAGCAUACAAACCUCCACCUCCUGAGCCAACCUCCAGAACCUGGGCCCAGCUGCACCCCCGUCUGCUGCCCAGCCUUGAGUAUUCCCGACUGGGACGUGGCCCUGUGUGGAUCCCCUGUGAUGGGGGGCUGUCCCAGGACAAACAAGUGGGGUGUCGGCUGGGCCAGAGAUUUUUCUGGAACAGAGGCCAGGACGGGCCGGUGUGGGGUGUUGGACAUCGCUUUGAGCUUUUGGGACCUGCAGCCCCGUACCUACCCUGCCGCACGCCACCUUUGGCCGCAGCCUGAGGAUCCCCAAAAAACACAUACACACACACAUACACACACACACUCACACCCCCCCCUCCCAGAAGUGCAAAGCCCUGUCAGUAAAGCCAGCCAGUCUCUUUUAUCGCAUUCACCGUAGUGUGACUUAGGUCCCCCCAACCCCCCCACCACCCCCACCCCAACUCACACACACACCCCUGCGACUCCC
This is a messenger RNA of Alosa alosa (allis shad), 5215 nucleotides long. RefSeq names its product nuclear receptor coactivator 2 (gene ncoa2). Gene Ontology annotation, biological process: positive regulation of transcription by RNA polymerase II; cellular response to hormone stimulus. The record is from RefSeq and is a predicted model, not a curated record. Gene Ontology annotation, cellular component: nucleus. Gene Ontology annotation, molecular function: protein dimerization activity; nuclear receptor binding. NCBI's taxonomy places the organism in Eukaryota, Metazoa, Chordata, Actinopteri, Clupeiformes, Clupeidae.